CACAAAAAUAAUAUAAUGGCAACAUUAAAAUUUCUUUCAUUUCUCAUUCUUCAACUUUUUUUGAUUGUUAAUAAUUGUGAAGGUGUGGAAGUAGGAUUCUACAAGCAAACAUGUCCAAAUGUGGAAGCAAUUGUCAAAGAAACAACAAAGCACUACAUUUCUAUUGCUCCUACUUUGGCUGCCCCUUUGUUGAGAAUGCACUUCCAUGAUUGUUUUGUUAGGGGAUGUGAUGGUUCAGUGCUACUAAAUUCAACAAAAGGAAAUAAAGCAGAGAGAGAUGCAAUUCCAAAUCAAAGCCUAAGAGGAUUUCAAGUGAUAGAUGCUGCUAAAUCAGCUUUAGAGAAAGAGUGCCCUGGCAUAGUAUCUUGCUCUGAUAUUUUAGCCUUAGCUGCCCGUGACGCUGUUUCACUGAUAAAUGGACCGACAUGGUCAGUCCCAUUAGGAAGAAGAGAUGGAAGAGUCUCAAUUCUCUCAGAGGCCUCAAAAAACCUACCAACUCCUUUUGAUAACUUCACUACUCUCAAAACUACAUUUGGUGCAUUGGGACUAAAUGUUAAAGACCUUGUUGUUCUAUCAGGAGGACACACAAUUGGGAUGUCACAUUGUUUUUCCUUUUCGAGCCGUUUGUAUAAUUUCACUGGUAAAGGUGACAUGGAUCCAAACAUGGACCAAAACUACAUUAAUCAUUUGAAGAUCAAAUGUAAACCUGGAGAUGUUACUACAAUUGUUGAAAUGGACCCCGGAAGUUUCAAGAGUUUCGACACUGAUUAUUACAGUAUGGUUAGCAAAAGAAGAGGGUUAUUCGCGUCUGAUGCAGCUCUUCUUACAGAUACUCAAACAAAACAUUAUGUGUUAUCUCAAUUAAAUCAACAUGGAUCAACUUUCUUCAAGGAUUUUGGAGAAUCAAUGCUGAAAAUGGGACAAAUUGGAGUCCUUACUGGGAAAGCAGGGGAAAUUCGAAAACAUUGUGCCUUCCGAAACUAA
Molecule: messenger RNA, 984 nt
Organism: Solanum verrucosum
Lineage: Eukaryota; Viridiplantae; Streptophyta; Magnoliopsida; Solanales; Solanaceae
Product: peroxidase 27-like
Exons: 5
Coding region: 16-984 (322 amino acids)
Biological process (GO): hydrogen peroxide catabolic process; response to oxidative stress
Cellular component (GO): plant-type cell wall; plasmodesma
Molecular function (GO): heme binding; peroxidase activity
Source: RefSeq, a predicted model, not a curated record